Molecule: messenger RNA, 4320 nt
Organism: Paramecium pentaurelia
Lineage: Eukaryota; Ciliophora; Oligohymenophorea; Peniculida; Parameciidae
Source: the annotation of a GenBank genome assembly
AUGAUAUUUGUCCAAUAAAUUGAGUAACUUUUUACAAAUCAUCCUCAAACAAUCGAAUCAGAAUAAAUUUUUAUAAAAUAUAUAUCUGAUAGGCCUGAUCAUCUGAAUUUAUGGAAAAUGAGCCAAAAAAUUAAAAAGAAUGUUUGUAAUAAAGAAAUUACUGAAGAAUAAUUGGCAUUCAGAUGCAUUACAUGCUCUGAUGACAUCUCUCAUUUAAUAUGUUCUUAAUGUUUUAAUAUAUAAGAACAUUAAAGUAUAUAAAUAUAAAUAUAACCAAGAUCAUAAUUUUGAAUAUAUUGCAGAUGUAGGUAAUUGUAGUUGUGGAAGAUUGACUCUAAUUUAGAAUUGUGAAACUCAUAAAAUGUUAGAAGAAUAGAAAUUAAACUAAAAUGAUAUGAUACCUGAAGAUUUAGCAAUAAAGAUAGAGUAAUUUAUUAUGGCUGCUAGUUCAGUUUAUUAUGAAAUAAUGAAAUAAAUAGAAGUAUAAUGGAGCAAUUUUAGAUUGCCAAUAAUGUAAUUGUAUCAUUUGUGUGAAAAAUUUAAAAUUGAAUAAAUCAAAUAAACUAUAGACUAAAAGAUAAAUUAUAGAGGUUAUUACAAUUUAUUAGUGAAAAGUUAGUUCUUUCAUUAAAUAAUAUUUAAUUUAAUUGAUUGGUUAACUUAAGAUAGAGAAUAGUUUCAAAAUUUGAUUGCAAAUAUAUUCCAAAAAUAAUUACCAAAUUAUGAACAUUCUUUGUAUGAAAGUCUAAUUAGAUAUUAAACAUUAUAUGAAGCAUCUUCACCUGAAUUACCAAUUUUUAUUUUUAAUUUAAUACAAAGAUUAACUUCAAAUUCAGAAUUCAAUGAAUUUAUAUGCAAAGUUAAUUUAAGAAUAUUUUCAAGCUUUUUUUUACUUGCUAAAAAUACAACAACAAAAUCUAUUUAUUCAGUUUAUGAUUAGAUUGAUUUUUUGACUUCAUAGUAAUAGGAUAUUGAUCCUUAGUAUGCAAAGAAUAAUAAAAAAUAAAUAAAAGAAUUUAAUUAUAUCGUUGAAAAUUAUUUAUAAGAAUUAACAUAAACUAAUAUUACAUCUUAUAGCUACAUUUAAUGUGAAUAUAUUAAAUAGUUUAAGGAAUCAACUAAUGAAAUAACAAUGAAGGCUAUAGUAGAAUAACUUGAUUAAACUCAAUUAUUUAGUUUUUUAGAAAAUGCUUACUGUUUAAUUCAUGUUCCAUUAGGUGAAAUGUUACUUUAUCCUUGGUAUGGAAUUAAAUUCUUAGGAUCUAAAUUUAGAAGUGAGAAUUUUGAUAAAUUUAAUAUGAUUUCAUUAAAAAAUACAUUAGGUGUUGAUUAUGAUAAAUUUAAAAAUUAAAAUGUUGAUUUGAAUCUUAUCAAAAAUUUUAAUCAUGAAUAAUACUUAUUAACAAAACUCAUAAAUUGUUUUGGCAAAGCUACACCUUCUGUUAUACCAAAUAAAAAAUUUGAUUAUAAAUAAUCUAUGGAUGAAGAAGUUGAAUUAAAAUAUUACUUACAUUUUGAAGGAGAAUUAAUUAAAGAAAUAUAAACUGGAAUUUUUAGUUUAUUUAGUGAUUCUGAAAGUACUGAAUAAUUAUAAAAUAAUUUCAUUUAAGUAAUUCUUGUUUAAACCUAUAAUUUAAUUAAAAAUAAAAGAAAUAUUGGAGUCAAAUUUGAAACUGAAUUGGCUUAAAUAUUUAAAUAAUAUGUAUAUUAAAAAGAUAAUUCUAAUAUUAAAUUGGUUAAAGCAAGAAAAAUAUAUUGUUAUCUAAUAAAGAAUGCCUCAAUUUUAGAUAAAAUAUUGAUUACAACUCUAUGUUUAUAUCUAUCAAUUAAAGAAUAUAAAGAACCUUAACAAUUUCUAUAAUUUUUGUAAUAUAUUUUUGAUGAUUCAAUUGAAGUUAUUAAAUAGAAUUUUUAAUAAAUAUUAUAAAGAUGUAUCUAGAAAUAUGUUACUAUUUGGAUGAUGGCUGAUGAAAAAAUUGAUUAACUCUAUUAUGGUUAUGGGGAAAAUAAUUAGAGAUCAAAAUUAGAAUCAAUAGACACAGCGUUUGGAAAACUAUAUAUUUAUUUAUUUGGUGAAACAGGCUUGCUUGAUGUUUAUAGAGCAAUAAAUAAUAUGCUCAUUCCAAAUAUAACAUUUUAAUGUACAGUCACUUAGUAUAUAUAUUAUUUAAUUUUAGUUUAUAUCUAUUGAGAUUAAUGACAUCUGAUCUUGAUAUCUAUAAUUCAACCAUAUUUUAUUUUAGAGAAUAAAAAAUUUUACCAAUAGUUCUUCACCAAGCACUUUAAAAAAUAAUUCAAAAUAUUAUGAAUAUCGAAAUAUAGGCAACAUUCUAAACUAUCUAACUCAGAUUUGAAGAUUUCGGAAUCAUAUUUCCAGGUCUAAAUACUCUAAUUCUUAAUUUCUUAGAAAUAGAUGAAACUACAAAAUUACUUAAAUUAAAGUCACAAUAUCCCCCUCUCUUUGAUCCUAUUCUUUUUGCUGCAAAGCCAAAUUUUAGAAAACUAUUUAAUUAAAAAUUAAAUGAAAGAGGCAUCCAAACAAAGGAUAUACUUUUUGGAAAUGGAAUAUUAUGGAACAUAAAUUAAUAUCAUUAAGAAAAUUAAUAUUUAAUUUAAAAGCACAUACUCAAUCAUUUGUCUUCCAAAUAGAAUCUUAUAGAUAAUCUAUAAUUUUUAUCCUAAUACAAAAAUGAGGAAGAAGAAACUUUCAUUUUUAUAUAAAAUUUAUUUUUAGCAGCAUCCUAUUUUAGACUUGAAGAAUUAAAAAGCAAUUUCAUUCUUAUUCUUUAGCUUUUAAAAAAAAUAUAAUAAGAUUCUUAAUAUGAACCCUUACAAUAAUAUUAUGUAACUUUAAUAGAAUAAUUUUAAACGUUCUCAUUUUUACAGGAUGAUCAAUAAUCAAUAAAAAUCUAAGCUAAAGAGGAAUAAUGUUUAAUUUAAUAAAAUGACCUUAUUAAUAAUAAAUCUCUUUAAAAUAAUGAUUAUCAAUAAUGUGAUUAUUGUAAACUCUAAAUACAAGAUAAAUUUUGUAUUUCAAUUCUAUUAUCUAAGAGAAAUAAUUAUAAACAUUUUCCUAUGCCUGAAAUAUUGUUAUCUUAAUUGAUUAAUUAGAAUCAUAAUCUACUUUAAUUGAGUGUUAAUGGAUGUUCACACAAAUAUCAUCCAAAUUGUGUUCUAUAAAAUACAUAAUAAUCAUUAUGCAGUCAACUUCCUAGAUGGUAUAAAUAGGCAUGUAGAGUAUGUAAUCAUUCAUACAAUAUAGAAAUACCAUUGAAUAAAUCAAUUACUUAAUUAGAAGUUCAAUUAUUUAAUAAGAAUCUUAUAGAUUGUGUUAAUGAAAAUGGAUUAUGGGAUUAUUUAGUAAAAUCAAAUUAGAAUCAAUAUCAAAAUAUAAUUAUUGAAAUAUAUCUUUAAAUUAUAAUUGAUUUGUUACAAUAACUAUUUAUUGAUAUUAAAAGAUUUAGAGAUCUAAAUAGAAUAAUUACAUUAAAUUAGAUUAUUUAGUUGUUAGAGUAAACAACAAUUAUAAAUUAAUCUUCACCUUUAAAAAUAUAACCAAAAGAAUAUAAAUUUGAUACAGAUAUAUCGAUAUUCUUCAAUAUCAUUUAUUCAAUAUAUAAUAAUAUCAUAAUAAAUUAAAAUAAAUAACAAUUAAAGAAUGAAAUAAUAAUAAUUGUAUUAAAUUUAAAGUAAGAUUAAUACAAAUAAAUUUUGUUGGAUAUAUUUAAUAUUUCUACUUAAGAAGUUUAAGAAUUUAAUCAUUAGAGUUAGAUAAAGAUUUAGGAAUUAGAUCCUUAUAUAGAAUAUAAUUAAUAAAUCUUUGAUAUAUAUAGUAAAAAGCUCAAUUCUAAUUUGGGUUAAAACCUUGCUGAAUUCCAUAAAAGGUAUUUUGUUAAAGGUUGUGAUAAAUGUAAAAAUUACAAUACAAAAUUUGAAAAUAGCAAAGAUAUUCUUGUGUGUUUAAUUUGUGAAAAGGUAUUUUGCAUCAGAUAAUGUACAAAAUCUAAAUUUGGAAAUUUAAAUGAACAUGCAAUUUAAGAACAUUCAGGAGGAUUCUUUUAUGUAAGUUUAAUCACAGGAUAGAUUACAUUAAUAUAAUAUCCUAUAUCAUUACAUUCUGUUUAUGAUUUAUUUUAUGAUGAAAAAUUUGGGUUAUAAAAAUUAAAUUCAAUAAUACCUAAGAAAAGAUCAUAAUUUAUAGUAAAUUAAUAAAUGAUCUAGAAGAUUGCUGAAAUUAUGAUUUAUAACUUAUAUGGGAUUUAAAUAUAUAAUAAAAAAGUAUUAGACUGUUAAAAUAUAACAACAGAUGGAGGAUUAUGA